AUGCAGUUUACUAUUUUUGUCCUCUUCACAGCCUUGACCGCGAGUUUCCAUGUAUCAGCUGAUAAAUUGGACUUGAAGCCUUUGGUAUCUGCCCUUUUGGGAAAACAACCUGAAGGUGACAAACCCGAAGUAUCAUCUGGCUGCCCCCUUGGUCCUCUUCCUGACACCGUAUUACUCCACAAGACGUACAAGAUUGUUGACUACUACUUCACCUGGGUCAAACCAGUUCAUAAUAAGGUAACUGAAGUUGUCUGUGGAUCCUACGUGGUAUGGAAAGGAGACGAUUCUGAAGUUCUUCUUGACUUACACUUUGUAGGCACACCAACUUCAGAUAAGAAGUUCGUACACCUGGAAUACGCCCACCGCAUGGGAGUUGUAUCUGACUCUUUCCUUGUAUUUGAUAGGUUUGGCACUCCUAAGCCACUUGACAUGGUUAAAUUUGUUCUUGCUGUUCUUGAGAUGGUUCCAGGCUUCAACUUAGUUAAAGGUCUUCCAGGAGAUAAGCUGACAUACGCACUAGUACGUCAAGCUUUCAAAGUUGAAGAAGACAGAACCAAUGCCAAUCUUAGAGCAAGACUUAGAUAUGCCAUAGAUGCUGAGGCUCUUGCAACUAGACAAGCCAAAUCUAAAGUUGAAGAAGCUCAAGCAAAACUCUCGAAACUUGAAGGAAAACUUGAGGAUGCUAGAGAUUCUGAAGCUCUUUCAGCUAGACAAGCCAAAUCUAAAGUUGAAGAAGCUCAAGCAAAACUCUCGAAACUUGAAGGAAAACUUGAGGAUGCUAGAGAUUCUGAAGCUCUUUCAGCUAGACAAGUCAAAUCUAAAGCUGAAGAAGCUCAAGCAAAACUCUCGAAACUUGAAGGAAAACUUGAGGAUGCUAGAGAUGCUGAAGCUCUUUCAGCUAGAGAAGCCAGAACUAAAGCUGCAGAAGCUAAAUCCGCAAUGGCUAAAGUUGCUGAAACUCAAGAACAACUCACGAAACUUGAAGAGAAACUUGAACAUGCUAGAGAUUCUGAAGCUCUUUCAGCUAGACAAGUCAAAUCUAAAACUACUUCCGCAGAUCUUAUUCUUGACCGAAAAUAUGCAACCCUUGAGGCAAAAAUUGACGCCCUUACUGCUGCUAUUGCUACUCUUACUACUCCUGCUCCUACUGAUUCUGCUAAUGGUUCUUCCUAA
Messenger RNA from Theileria parva strain Muguga, 1173 nucleotides. RefSeq lists its product as uncharacterized. The record is from RefSeq and is a predicted model, not a curated record. The coding region runs from base 1 to 1173 and encodes 390 amino acids. Lineage: Eukaryota; Apicomplexa; Aconoidasida; Piroplasmida; Theileriidae. The transcript has a single exon.